GCUAGAACCGAGCAGGAUCAGACGCGAGCGAUGUGUAGUUACCUAAUCGUGUGCCUGGCCCCUGGCACGGAGGCCUACGAGGCCCCCGAGGUGCUGGCCGGCGAGGCCUACGACGAGAAGUGCGACUUGUGGUCGUUGGGAACCCUUCUGUACGUCAUGCUCAGCGGCUACAUGCCUUUCCAGUCGGUCAACCACGCCAGGGAGGGCGACUAUUCCUUCGACACCGACGAUUGGGACGAGGUCUCGGAGUCAGCCAAGGACCUGAUCAGCCGACUGUUGGUCGUGGACGCGAAGGCGCGCCUGUCGGCGGCGCAGGCCCUGGAGCACCCGUGGCUCCAGACCGCCGCGGAGACCUCCUCGGUGCAGCCGCACGUGCUGGCGCGGCUGAAGAACUUCCAGCAGAUCUCGGCGUUCCGCAAGAUCUUGCUCAUUGUUCUCUCCCGCCAGCUGGCCACGAACGACCUGCCCGACAUGUACGAGGCCUUCAAGACCCUGGACCGAGACGGCGACGGCAAGCUGUCGCACAAGGAGCUGCACACCGCACUCUCGACGCGCAUGGAGUCGCAGGAACUGGAGCAGGUUCUGGAUGCCAUGGACGUAGAUGGCAGUGGCUGCGUGGACUACAGCGAGUUUCUGGCGGCAGCGUUCGAUCGUCGCUCCGCCCGGGAGGACCUCAUCCUGCAGGUCUUCCGCGCACUGGACCGCGACGAGAGCGGCACCGUGGGGAUCCAGGAGCUCCACGCCAUGCUCGACGACGUGCAGGGCCACGAGGGCGUCUCGGCGGCCCUGCGCGAGGAGGCGCGGGAGCUGCUGGAGCAGUACGACCAAGAUGGCGACGGCCUGUUGAACUUCGACGAGUUCAGACGCCUGCUGACGCGGCAGACCUCCGCGGACCACCUCCGGGACGCGCGCGGCGCGGCCCGGAAGGGCCGCCCCGGCCUCGAGACCUGGAGCGUGGGGCAGGUCAAUCAGGCGGCGAACCAGAUGAGGUUGUCGGGGACGAUCAGAGGUUUCAAGAAGGACCUGGACGAGAUCAAGCAGGAGCUCUCCGAGAAGUCCGAGAGGUCCCGGCUCUCCGAGAAGACCCCCCGGCGGCUCUCGGGGCCAGUGCGCUUCGGAGGAGGCGGGCUGCCGGUGGUCCUGCCGCCGGAGGCCGAGACGCCGGACAAGAACCACGCAAGGCUGGACGAGCCCUGGCGCUCGUCGAGGAGAUCGUGCGAGGGGCGGCGGCUGCUGGAGGCUCCCGCAGCGGCCGCCAGGCCUCCGCAGACCGGCUGUCUGACUGGCUGCCUCGCGGUCUGCCCGCCGCUCCUGCGGCGGUGGCGCUGAGCGGCGGCGGGCGGAGCAUCUGGACAGGGACCCGGGCAGCCCUCGCCAUCCAGCGCCCUUCGCACGGCAUCCCCUGCUCCUGCUCUGCUGACGCCAGGCCCCAAGUAAUUCGACACUCGGGCGCGCCUGCGGCUGCAGGGUCUCGCCAUCCCGGCGCCGCGAAAGAGGUAUGAUGGUCGGGCUGCGCCGUGUGAUGCUGCGCUUCUGGCCCCAAAGGCCCCCACGGCUCGCCCCCCGGCGCGGGAGGAGGUUGCGCCCCAGGCGGGGCCGCUUUCCUCGCCCUCCAGGCGCCGAUGGCGUGGCCUCUCGAGGUCGAGACCGUUGGCUCGGCUUGGGGUCUGCAUCGCGCCGGUCGUGACCAAUUGACGGCGUCGUCUUUCUCGCGGCGGCGGACAUUCGGGCGAGAUCCAUCCCGCGCCCAGUGCCCCACACAUAUACUCGCAGCGGCACUAGGCGCCGGUUAGCGCCACGGCCCCGUGGCUAGUCGGGACUCCGUGGCGGCCGCCUAAGAGCACCGCCUGCGCGUCCUGGCGAGAAAGAAGAAGCACCGCGUGGGCCGGGGC
Prorocentrum cordatum is the source of this 1892-nucleotide messenger RNA. NCBI's taxonomy places the organism in Eukaryota, Dinophyceae, Prorocentrales, Prorocentraceae. The record is from the annotation of a GenBank genome assembly.